ACGUCAUUAAACCGCGCCAAACAAAGCUCCAUGUGUAAAAGAGAGACAAGAGAGAAGAGAAAGGGAUAAAGUUUAGUUUCUCUGAGGUUUGAGGGUUUUUAGAAGCAGAAAGUGUGUGAUUUUAACGCUCUGGAGACAUCUGCAGAGCCGAGGUGUUUGUUUGGAGCUGAAACGCUGAAGCUGCUGUGAAGAAUAAACAAAGAAGAAAAUGCCGGUUUUUAAAAUUUAAAGUCCGAGGAGCAAGAGGAGAGCUCAAAACGAUGCUUCUACAUUCCUGUGCUGGUUAAGAAGAAAGAGUAGAUGAUUGAUGGAGGGACGACAUCGAGAAAGGAGAGAGGAGGGAGAUGAGGAGACGAUACGUGAGCAGGAGAGAGAAAGAGGGGAACAGAGGGAUGGAUCUCCAAAACCUAAAUCGGGGACAAAGAUGGAGGAGGAAGAUGAGGGAAAGGAAACAGUACUGAUGAAGGCUUCUUCCAGAGACCAAGCUCGAAGUCAGCUGAUUAAUGGACACACCCCAAUCUCUGCCUCUUCCUCUCUCACCUCUUUUCCCUUCAUCUCCUCCCCUCAUCAGGGAAGGGGGGGCGAGGAUGAAGAGGAGGUCAGAGUCGCCAUACUAACUGUUGAGGAUGAGUCCUGUCCUUCAGAGCCCUUUGGCACCACCCAGUUUGAACCAACCAAGGAUGAUAAUGGACAUGCAGAGAGUGGAGGGCAGGGGAAGGAGGAUGGAGAGAUGGAAGGAGAGGAGGAGGUGGCAGAAGAAGAAAAUGAGGAGGUGGAGGAGGCGACAAAUGCUGAGGAGGAAGGGGAGCUGGCGUCACCUGAGGCUCAUCUGCAACUCAAGAUGAAGAGGAAGUUGGACCAUGGUCCAGACGGCCGGCCGUUCCCUUCGGGGAAGAAGCACUGCAAAGGCAACGGAUACCUCAGUCCAUCCAGUCUGGUUCAGGCCACGCCCACCACAUUCGGUGACUUACGACUGGCUAACGGACAUUCAGCUCAGCGACGACGCGUCACCUCUGGUCCGCCACCCUCCGGCCUGCAGGACUGGCUCCACACCUUCCAGAUGUGGAGCGGCCCUGAGAGGCUGCUGGCUCUGGACGAGCUGAUCGACAGGUGUGAGACCAGCCAGGUGAAGCACAUGAUGCAGGUCAUUGAGCCUCAGUUCCAGAGAGACUUUAUAUCACUUCUGCCCAAAGAGCUAGCCCUGUAUGUGCUCACCUUCCUGGCUCCCAGAGACCUGCUGCAGGCCGCUCAGACCUGCAGGUACUGGAGGGUCCUGGCUGAAGACAACCUGCUGUGGAGGGAGAAAUGCCGCGAGGAAGGUAUAUCAGAGUGUGCGUCGUCUCGUCGCAGGCGACCAAGUGCUGCAGUCAGCGAGUGGAAAUCGACCUACAUUAGACAACAUCGCAUAGAGACCAACUGGAGGAAGGGGGACACACGGGAACCCAUGGUGUUAAAAGGUCACGAUGAUCAUGUGAUCACGUGCCUGCAGUUCAGCGGCGACCUGAUUGUCAGUGGCUCAGAUGACAAUACGCUCAAAGUGUGGUCCGCCAUCACCGGCAAGUGUCUGCGGACGUUGACGGGUCACACCGGUGGGGUGUGGUGCAGUCAGAUGGCGGCUACCACGGUGAUCAGCGGCUCCACAGACCGGACACUGCGUGUGUGGGACGCUGAGAGCGGCGAGUGUGUGCACACGCUUUACGGACACACGUCCACCGUGCGCUGCAUGCAUCUCAACGGCAACCGGGUGGUGUCGGGCUCUCGGGACACCACACUGCGCGUGUGGGAUGUGUCGACUGGCCGCUGUGAGCACGUCCUGACUGGCCACUUGGCUGCUGUGCGCUGCGUUCAGUACGACGGGCGCCGCGUGGUGUCGGGCGGCUACGACUACAUGGUGAAGGUGUGGGACCCCGAGACAGAGGUGUGCCUGCACACACUGCAGGGACACACCAACAGAGUGUACUCGCUGCAGUUUGACGGCGUGUUCGUGGUGAGCGGCUCGUUGGACACUUCAAUCAAAGUGUGGGACGCAGAGACAGGUGGGUGUGUCCACACGCUGACGGGCCACCAAUCGCUGACCAGCGGCAUGGAGCUGCGAGACAACAUCCUGGUGUCUGGGAACGCCGACUCCACGGUGCGCGUGUGGGACAUCCGGACAGGACAGUGUCUCCACACGCUGCAAGGUCCCAACAAGCACCAGUCGGCGGUGACGUGCCUGCAGUUCUGUCGUGGCCUGGUCCUGUCCAGCUCUGACGAUGGGACGGUCAAACUGUGGGACCUGCGGACCGGAGCUUGGCUGCGGGACGUGGUGGCGCUGCAGAGCCGAGGAUCAGGUGGCGUCGUGUGGCGAAUCAGAGCGUCCGACACUCGCCUGGUGUGCGCCGCCGGCAGCAGAAACGGCACUGAGGAGACCAAACUUCUCGUGCUGGACUUUGACCUGGACGAAAAGAAUAAAGAGACGGACUGAGGGGGAAGUGACAUCAUCAAACCCGGUUAAAGCCCAGGCUUAAAAAAAAAAGGAUUUGGCGGUCGGUUAUUUUAUUUGAUUUUUUUAAAGAAAAGUUACAGAAACUCGUCACACUUUGACUUUUUUUGACCAAAGUCCUGACUGGAUCCAGCUCUUCUCGUCAGUCAAACUGAUAGAUGUGAAUGUUACAGCUCGUCCCUAAUUGGCUGGCAGACACGGGUGGAUGAACCCAGUGUGGAUAAUUCAAACAGUGUGACUGAUAUAUCCACAAGGACAUAAAACAUGGAUGUAAAUGGACAAACAGGUGCAUUUAUUUCAAUCAAAACGGCCCCAAGAAGACGGAGUAAGAGAAGUGUUGGAUUUCUUGAAUGUAUCCAAUAAGAGGAAGAACGAGGGCAAACAAUUUUUGUUUGGUUUUUUUUUUGUUUGUUUGUUUUUUUUGCUGCUGAACCAACAAGGAGGUCAACGAUGCUGUUUAACCAAUGCAAAUGUACCAAAUCUUGGCAGCUGGAGAGACACGGGCAACUUUUAGAGGCAACGGCGAUGAGCGAUGUCACAGCAUAUAAACCAAACCUCACAUUUAGUCAGUAUUUUUUUUUUUUUUUUUAAACCAUCACAUUGUUUCACAUUUGUUCUCAACAGCUGAGCCAAAUUCUUCAUCUCUGUUGCCUCUAAACAGCGUGUUUUGAUCCUGCGGUAGAGUUACAUGCUUGGUGCUUGGAAUUCAUGGAAACGGUGGUGAAAUUCGGGAAUUAAAGCUUCUUUUCCCGUCAUGCAAAAGAGGGAAGACUAAACCCUCGAAACAUGUUGGCCACAGGCAGAGCCUCACAUCUGCAAUGGUUGUAACACUGGAAACUUUGUCAAGCUUUACAGAAACAUUAUUUUUAAAGAGAGAAAGGGGAUUACUCUGGUUUACUGCAGGCUAAAUCACUCGCAGACGCACAUGUCCGAAUGAUUUAUGGCGCAGUUUUGCUCGUAGUGCAACAACUUUCUGCCAAAAGCCUAAACAUUUUCAAAGGGGUGGUACCGGCUGCUGCUCAGCUCUGGCAUUAGCCUGUUUCUGUUGAGACAUUGAAGUAUUAAAGUGGGGAAAGCACAGGAGUAAACAGUUCAAAAGGUGGCUGAGUUCCAUUUAGCGCCUUCAGUUUCAGGGUUGUGGUUAUUUACUCGCCGUCAGGGCUGGAGGGGGUGGGGGCUGCACACACAAGCUUUUGUAAGUAUGGAGUUAUUGUUGCUGUUAAACUCAUUCUGUGUGUGAGAAAGGCCUUUUUUCUGCUCAGUAUUAUUGAGAGUGUCUUGGAUGUUUUAAAAGCUUAGGCUUUGGUCACGCAGGCUUAGAGAGCGGUUGUUGACACCAUGGAAACCUCUGGUUGCUAGGGAAAAAUGUGUAUUCCCCUGACCGGUUGGCAAGUGAUUGCUGACUGCUGCUAGAUACUAUUUUAUAAUAUUUAUCUUUUUUUUUUUUCUUCCUUCUAUGCACCGGUCAUUCAUUCAGGUGUGCAGAGGUUAUGAACCACUUGCCUGUUGUUAAGUGAAACUGAUCACAAAGGCUGAGCUGCACCACCUUGUGACUGGGUUGCUAGCAAAUUGCUGUGGUCACCCAUAGUUUAUUUGGAAGUUGCCAACUUGUCUGCAAACACUAGCCAACUGCUCCCAACACAAAACAGAAAAUUAGCUUCUUACUACGUACAUUUCAAAAGGCUCAACUUUUAUUUUGAAGGUGAACUAUCUCUGUUUCCAGUUUGUUUUGCGCUUCUCAGUUUAACAGCUGCAUAGCUGGUGGUGUUUGCAGAUAAGGUGACGUCUUCCAUGCAAACUACAGGCAGUUGCUAGAAACCACUCUCCAACGAGUCUGGGUAUACACAUUUUUCCAUAGCGACCAGUGGUUGCCACGGAAUCGCACACCAGUCUCUAAGGCCUGAAUGACUGAAUGACAUGCCUUUACACAUAGCUGCUAACAUUAGCAUUAACACAGUUUUUAAAAUGAAGAAGAGAAAAGUGAAAAUGACCCUUGAACUCUUCUUCUGAUGCAUGACCUCGGCGAACAUUUUGCAUCUCGAUGGAUAAAAAUGUUUUAUACCUAAAUAAUUAUGUGCUUUUACUUCAAGGCAUAUUACAGACAUAAAAUAACGCCUGUUUUGUUUCUCAUUAGAGAAGCAAAGCAGGUUUUAAUCAGCCACAUUUAUGCUUCGAGUCUGCUCUUCACAUUAAGUUUUCCAGCCAUGUGCUGAUGCCAUUUCUAUGAUUUAUCAGAUAAUCAGCAUUAAGUCUCUGAUCAGUGGUUUGUGUAUAUUUUUUCAAGCAAAUUAGGACAUUUUUCCACCCUGUACUUCGUAUUUUUCCCUUUUCUCUCUUGUGCAGGACUAAGCUGAUUGAGGAGAUGUUGAGCAGCCUAAUAUUAGCUACAAUUUGUGUUCCUCAGACUGUGUGCUUAUGUAAAGUGCACAAAAACUCUUUAAUGUGCAUCAACUUUAUUGUUAUUAGUUUGUACGUUCAUCACGACUUCACAUUACAAAUUUUCAUCGCACUACAUUAUAUGGUUCAUUACUUUUUUUAUUUGUGUUUUCAACCACCUGUUUUUGGGGGUUGUAUUUAGGUUUUUUUGGCAUUACUUUUCCCCCCCCCGGCCGCUGCCACACAUGGGGUCAGUUCGCAUGUUUUUCUCAGCUUGUAAAAUAUUUAGGAAAAUAAGAUAAAUAAUUAAAAACAAUUCCUCUUUACCGAUAUUAAUCUGAUAAGCUGCUGUUGCCAGGCAACAACCUCAACCCAUGAGCAGGUUGCUCUGUUGUUCAUUUCCCCCGGCAACAGGUGAUACGUUUCAGGCAGGGGAGUUGACCUUUUUGCAGGUGUGAGGCUCUCUGACGAUGUAAUCAUGUAAAAUAAUGUAAAUACAAAGAGGAUGUACAUAUUCAGCUUUUUAUAAGAACACAGCAGAGAAAAUAUUGUCGUGGAUGGAGGAUCAGAUGGAGGGAUGACUCUGAAUCAAUAAAGAUGAGUUUUAUAAAGUG
This is a messenger RNA of Oreochromis niloticus (Nile tilapia), 5472 nucleotides long. Its product is annotated as F-box/WD repeat-containing protein 7. Gene Ontology annotation, molecular function: ubiquitin binding. The transcript is spliced from 14 exons. The coding region runs from base 308 to 2464 and encodes 718 amino acids. Gene Ontology annotation, cellular component: cytoplasm; nucleus. Lineage: Eukaryota; Metazoa; Chordata; Actinopteri; Cichliformes; Cichlidae. The record is from RefSeq and is a predicted model, not a curated record. Gene Ontology annotation, biological process: ubiquitin recycling; proteasome-mediated ubiquitin-dependent protein catabolic process.